Messenger RNA from Propithecus coquereli (Coquerel's sifaka), 1635 nucleotides. RefSeq names its product engulfment and cell motility protein 1. The transcript is spliced from 16 exons. The record is from RefSeq and is a predicted model, not a curated record. The coding region runs from base 139 to 1635 and encodes 498 amino acids. Lineage: Eukaryota; Metazoa; Chordata; Mammalia; Primates; Indriidae. Gene Ontology annotation, cellular component: plasma membrane; guanyl-nucleotide exchange factor complex. Gene Ontology annotation, biological process: actin filament organization; cell motility.
GAAGCAAAAUUCACCCUGCAUCUGCAGUGAGUGACUUCUCUUUCUCUUUUUGUCAUUCCUCAUUAGGUAUAGACACGUGUGGCCGUCCUCCCUGUAGGAUCCCAGUUCCACUGGCUUCGGACAUUUUGGGGGCUUACAAUGCCGCCACCGGCGGACAUCGUCAAGGUGGCCAUAGAAUGGCCGGGCGCCUACCCCAAACUCAUGGAAAUCGAUCAGAAAAAACCACUGUCUGCAAUAAUAAAGGAAGUCUGUGAUGGGUGGUCUCUUGCCAACCAUGAAUAUUUUGCACUGCAGCAUGCUGAUAGUUCAAACUUCUAUAUCACAGAAAAGAAUCGCAAUGAAAUAAAAAAUGGCACUAUCCUUCGAUUAACCACAUCUCCAGCUCAAAAUGCCCAGCAGCUCCAUGAACGAAUCCAGUCGUCGAGCAUGGACGCCAAGCUGGAAGCCCUGAAGGACUUGGCCAACCUCUCCCGGGAUGUCACGUUCGCCCAGGAGUUUAUAAACCUGGACGGCAUCUCUCUCCUCACGCAGAUGGUCGAAAGCGGCACUGAACGAUACCAGAAAUUGCAGAAGAUUAUGAAGCCUUGCUUUGGAGACAUGCUGUCCUUCACCCUGACGGCCUUUGUUGAGCUGAUGGACCAUGGCAUAGUGUCUUGGGAUACCUUUUCUGUGGCAUUCAUUAAGAAGAUAGCAAGUUUUGUGAAUAAGUCAGCCAUAGACAUCUCCAUCCUGCAGCGGUCCUUGGCCAUUUUGGAGUCCAUGGUGCUCAAUAGCCAUGACCUCUACCAGAAGGUGGCACAAGAGAUCACCAUCGGCCAGCUCAUUCCACAUCUUCAAGGGUCAGAUCAAGAAAUCCAAACCUAUACCAUUGCAGUAAUUAAUGCACUUUUCCUGAAGGCGCCUGAUGAGAGGAGGCAGGAGAUGGCGAAUAUUUUGGCUCAGAAGCAACUGCGUUCCAUCAUUUUAACACACGUCAUCCGAGCCCAGAGGGCCAUCAACAAUGAGAUGGCGCACCAGCUGUAUGUCCUGCAAGUGCUCACCUUUAACCUGCUGGAAGACAGGAUGAUGACCAAGAUGGACCCCCAGGACCAGGCUCAGAGGGACAUCAUAUUUGAACUUCGAAGAAUUGCUUUUGAUGCAGAGUCGGAACCCAAUAACAGCAGCGGCAGCAUGGAGAAACGCAAGUCCAUGUACACUCGGGAUUACAAGAAACUUGGCUUCAUUAAUCAUGUGAACCCUGCCAUGGACUUCACCCAGACUCCUCCUGGAAUGUUGGCUCUGGACAACAUGCUGUACUUUGCUAAGCACCAUCAGGACGCGUACAUCCGGAUUGUGCUUGAGAACAGUAGCCGAGAAGACAAGCAUGAAUGUCCCUUUGGCCGCAGCAGUAUAGAGCUGACCAAGAUGCUGUGUGAGAUCUUGAAAGUGGGCGAGUUGCCUGGUGAGACCUGCAACGACUUCCACCCGAUGUUCUUCACUCACGACAGGUCCUUCGAGGAGUUUUUCUGCAUCUGCAUCCAGCUCCUCAACAAGACAUGGAAGGAAAUGAGGGCAACUUCUGAAGACUUCAACAAGCAGACGAACACCACUUCAUCUCUGUCAUCAAGGCAAUCCGUGCAUCUUGGCCAUCACUAA